Messenger RNA from Pangasianodon hypophthalmus (striped catfish), 2051 nucleotides. It is a transcript of the gene rad23b, whose product is annotated as RAD23 homolog B, nucleotide excision repair protein. The record is from RefSeq and is a predicted model, not a curated record. Gene Ontology annotation, molecular function: damaged DNA binding; proteasome binding; polyubiquitin modification-dependent protein binding. Gene Ontology annotation, cellular component: cytosol; nucleoplasm. Gene Ontology annotation, biological process: proteasome-mediated ubiquitin-dependent protein catabolic process; nucleotide-excision repair. The transcript is spliced from 10 exons. Bases 148 to 1296 code for a protein of 382 amino acids. NCBI's taxonomy places the organism in Eukaryota, Metazoa, Chordata, Actinopteri, Siluriformes, Pangasiidae.
GCCUGGUUUGUUUAUGCGCUGCAAAAAAGGCGAGAGCGUAAUGGCGGCGAGCAGGCUGUGAUGAGCUAGCGAAAAUAGCCUGGACUCACUGUCACACCUUGGGAAAGAUCACAGUCUCUCCUCACACACGCGCGGAAACUGCUCAAAAUGCAGAUCACACUGAAAACCCUGCAGCAGCAGACGUUUAAAAUCGACAUCGACGCGGAGGAGACGGUAAAGGCGCUAAAGGAGAAAAUUGAGAAUGAGAAAGGGAAGGAGAGUUUUCCUGUCGCUGGACAGAAGCUGAUCUAUGCAGGUAAAAUCCUAAAUGAUGACACCGCACUGAAGGAGUAUAAGAUAGAUGAGAAGAACUUUGUGGUUGUCAUGGUAGCAAAGCCUAAAGCUGCUCCUGCAGCCGCUCAAUCUUCAACUACUGCAGCAUCAUCGAGUAGUUCCGCCUCUAGCACUACAACUCCCACAAUCCCCCCGGCUGCAGCUGCUGCCGCCGCAACCACCACCACCACCACCACUGACACCACAUCCGAAAGCAGCGUCAAAGAGGAGAAAGCAGCAGAGGAAAAACCGCCAUCUUCUACACCUGCCAGUUCUGGUAGCCUGACGAACGUCAACAUAUUCGACGAGGCAACUUCUGCUCUGGUGACGGGACAGUCGUAUGAGAACAUGGUGACUGAGAUCAUGUUAAUGGGCUAUGAGAGGGAGCAGGUGGUGGCGGCUCUGCGUGCCAGUUUCAACAACCCAGACCGAGCUGUUGAGUACCUGCUCACGGGAAUUCCAGUGGAGAGUGAAGGGAACGUGGGGGGAUCUGAUCCUGCAGCUCCAGUAGGGGGCGCACCAGCUGCUCCCACAGGACUCUCAUCUCCAUCCAGCACAACACCUACACAACCCACUGCUGGAUCAGCAGCUAAUCCUCUGGAGUUUCUGAGGAAUCAGCCUCAGUUCCUGCAGAUGAGGCAGAUCAUCCAACAGAACCCCUCAUUGCUGCCUGCCCUGCUGCAACAGAUCGGCCGAGAGAACCCCCAGUUACUGCAGCAAAUCAGCAGCCACCAGGAGCAGUUUAUUCAAAUGCUGAAUGAACCGGCACAGGAAGCAGGGCAAGGAGGGGGAGGGGGUGUGCCUGAGGCUGGUGGUGGGCACAUGAACUACAUCCAGGUCACACCCCAGGAAAAGGAAGCAAUUGAGAGGCUAAAGGCACUUGGAUUCCCAGAAGGACUUGUUAUUCAGGCCUACUUCGCUUGUGAGAAGAACGAGAACCUGGCUGCCAAUUUCCUUUUACAACAGAACUUCGAUGAUGACUAAAAGCUCUUUGGUUUUGUUUUUGUUUGUUUUUUUUUUUUGUUUUUUUUUCCCCUCCCGGUUUACCCUUGUUUAAUUUUUUUCUUUUUUUUUUUCCAGUUAAUCAUACUGCAAAAAAUAGAUAAAAUGAUAUUCAUACAUAAAAACCCCUCCACAGGCAGUCUUGGUCUAUUUUUCUUUACACACUGGAUGACUCGUCUGUUUCAUCUACAUCUGCUUUGUGAAGGCGAGCAUGUUCAUUUGCUCAUUUGGGAAAUUAAGUAAAAAGCAUAAUCACAUGACUUCCUCUAAUGAUGACCUGGAUUUUUUUUUUUUUUGCUUAUAUUCAUAAUUUUAUUUUUGCUGAAUGCAGGUUUAAACAAUUCAUCCCCUUUUUUCUCCAUCAGUUUGAGCAUUUGUGGCUGAGAUACACAUUUAUGUUCAUUGUUUAAUUAUUUUUAUUUUCUUUCAUCUUUUGCUCAUGUUCAUGCCUUCUUUCACAGUUGAGCGGUAUAGGGACCCGAAACACAAUUUUAAACAACAUUAAAAUGAUUUUUAAAGCAACCCAGUUGCCGUAUAUAUUUUGUUUUAGUUAAAAUACGGUCAGCUUUUCUUUGUAGUGCAUGAAAUGCAGAGAUGUUUGUGCAAAUCUCAUGAACUUCUUUUAAAGGUUAAAGGCAUGUCCACAUAUUCCACAUUGAUUAGUGUGGACAGUUCCACAUUCUGCACAUUUACUGUCCUUUUUACAGGAAGAAAUAAAAGUUUUCAACAUAAACACA